AUGGCUAGCAAAUCAGAUCCCUACCACCCUUAUAAAGAUCGCUUUACCAACCCCCAAGGCCCGGGUGAUGCUCGUCCUACCGCCAUGGACAUCAUUGCCGACGAAGAUCUGCACGGCAAACUGACCGGCCACGUAAUCCUCAUCACCGGCGCCGCAUCCGGAAUUGGCAUCGAAACAGCUCGCGCCCUCCACGCCACAGGCGCCACGCUCUACCUCGCUGUCCGCGACGUCGCAAAGGGCGAACAAGUCGCCGAUGACGUCCUCCGCUCCAGCAGCGACCAAAGCGCCAUCAUCAAAGUCCUCCCCUGCGACCUCUCCUCACUAUCCUCCGUCCGUGCCUGCGCCCACGCUUUCCUCGCCCAGAAUUCCACCCUUAACAUCCUCGUCAACAACGCCGGCAUCAUGGCCGUGCCCACACGCACCAUCACGACCGACGCCCACGAGCUCCAAUUCGCAACAAACUACCUCGGCCACUUCCUGCUUUUCGCCCUUCUCCGACCCGCCUUACUCGCUGCCGCUGCCGCAUCCCCAGCUUUCGACUCGCGCGUCAUCAACGUUUCCUCGCUCGGCCAUCGCGCCAGCACGCUGCAAUUCGCUGAUCUCGCGUUCACAAAUGGGCAAUACACUCCCUUUGGCGCAUACGGUCAGAUCAAGACCGCGCUGAUCUGGAUGGCGAAUAGCAUCCAGCGGCGGUACGCCAAGCACGGAUUGACGGCGAACAGUCUGAAUCCGGGCGGUAUCUCGACGGGCUUGCAGAAGCAUAUGCCCCGUGAGACACUGGAGCGGUUUGCGGGCGAUGAGGGAGUGCGGAGGAGUAUGUUGAGUGUAGAGCAGGGUGCCGCAACGACGGUUUGGGCGGCGGUGGGACGUGUGUGGAAAGGUGAUGGAGGUAGAUACUUGGAGGAGUGUGGGGUUGCAGAGAGGGCGAGUGGGAAUACGCCGUAUACUGGGUUUGCGCAGCAUGCUUUUGAUGAAGAGGGGGAGGAAAGGUUGUGGCGCAUUAGUUUUGGGUUGGUUGGGGUCGAGGAUGAUGAUUAA
Messenger RNA from Pseudovirgaria hyperparasitica, 1038 nucleotides. Its product is annotated as putative short-chain dehydrogenase. The record is from RefSeq and is a predicted model, not a curated record. Bases 1 to 1038 code for a protein of 345 amino acids. Lineage: Eukaryota; Fungi; Ascomycota; Dothideomycetes; Acrospermales; Acrospermaceae. The transcript has a single exon.